AUGUCUUCUGCGACUGCCAACCGGCCAUCAGGCGCCAUGCCCACUGCUACACGACAACCACGAUUUCCCGAGUUCGGCGCAGCUCCUGGCAGACACAACAGCGACUCUUCUCAGUCUUCUAAUCUUGGACAGCCUUUUGGGAACGGAGCGACUUGGCAGCCGUCGGGAACAAUAUGGGGCAAUAAUACAAUCGGAAGUGGAUAUGCGAAUACUAGGCGAGAAAACACAAGACCCAGUGGGGAAAACAAGGAAUUCCCUGAUGGUCCUAGUGGUUCAAAGGCUUUGGCCGCUGAAUCCGAGGCGGAUACCUGGAGCACACACCAAAAUGGACCCUGGAACGCCCCAGACAAUACGUCUCCUACCUUGCAAUCCCACAGUGGAAGUACAUCCCCUUCCCAUACACGAAAUAGCAUUCCCAACGUCCCCUCUCAAACUCUCUCCGAGAUUCAAAACCCAUACCACCAAUCCCGCCCCUCUAUUGGGCAAGUAUCGAGCUUCAGAUCACAGCCAAAGAGCAAUCUGGAUCCAUCUUCUGGAAGCUUCAAGUUUGUGCAAAAGAAGGCGCAGUCAUUUUCCUUCAACGAUGACAAGGAGAACUCGGGCCAGUAUGGUAGCAAUGACGCUUAUGAUGUCGACAUUCCUGCUCGGUACCUCGCAAUUGGCAGCGCUUCCAGGGAUGGAAGUAUGCCACCAUCCAGGACUUCCGAAUCUGGGCGCAAUGGCGGAAGCAUAUCCUUUUCUAAUGGUACUCAGCCUUUCGGCUCCAUUGGUGGCCAUCACACACCAAGUAGCUCUAUUCAUUCUCAACGCCCCUCAAUCUCUGGACCCUCGGCCUCGUACACCAUGCAGAACAAUGGUUUGAGGUAUGAUCUAGGACAAAAUGAAACGGAAUUGAGCGAGAGGCUGGCCGGGUUUUCGCUUGGUCGUGAUGCUGAGCAGCCGAGUUCGUCUCAAGCUAACAACAACGUUGGCAAUUCUUACUCACCAAACCAUCCGGGUUUUACGCAGCAAGCCCAGUCGCUCAAUGGCUCGGCUAUGUGGGGUGAUGGACAUGGACCCAAGGCGAUGAACAACUUUGACCCCUACUCAAAUCAACCAUUCGCAAACCAAGAAUACUUCACAAAGGGGGCUCGCUUUGCGGAAAGAGGAUCUGUUUCACCAGCAGGAAGCGAUCACCGUCGAGGUCUCAACAGCCCCAAAUACUACUCAGCAAAUGGAACACCCCCGUCUGGACAAGAGCAGAUCUAUCGACCAACCUCGAGAGGCCCUCGGGCCCCUCAAGGACCCGGCGACCUGAACCAGAGACUCCAAAACAUUCAUUUCCAACAGCAAGCACAGGCAUACAUGUAUGGGGCCCAGUUCCAAGGCCAAUACCCACCACAUCCGUACGAAUAUAUGCAAGCCAACUUCAGACCAGGAAAUGUUCCAUAUGGCUACGCUAUGCCCGUUCCCUAUCCACCAGCCCCUGUCAUUCCCACCCGCCCAGCAAAGGACCAGGAUGUUGGCGCAGGUGUGAGGAGUGUUUUGCUAGAGGAAUUCCGCUCCAACACUAAAUCCAAUAAGAAAUACGAGCUGAGGGAUAUCUACAACCAUAUCGUGGAGUUCAGUGGAGACCAACAUGGCUCACGUUUCAUUCAGCAGAAGCUGGAAACUGCAAACAGUGAUGAGAAGGAACAAGUUUUCCGUGAGAUACAACCGAAUGCCCUUCAGCUCAUGACAGAUGUUUUUGGCAACUAUGUCAUCCAGAAGCUUUUCGAGCAUGGCAACCAGGUGCAGAAGCGGGUACUGGCUGAGCAGAUGAAGAAUCAUGUAAUGGAACUGUCAAUGCAGAUGUAUGGUUGCCGAGUCGUCCAAAAGGCGCUCGAACAUGUCCUCGCCGACCAGCAAGCUGAGCUUGCCCGGGAGUUGAACGCCGAUAUCCUCAAGUGCGUCAAGGAUCAGAAUGGUAAUCAUGUUGUACAGAAAGCCAUUGAACGUGUACCCACGGAGCACAUACAAUUUGUCAUCGAAGCUUUCCGUGGUCACGUACACACCUUGUCAGCCCACCCUUACGGCUGCCGAGUCAUUCAGCGGAUUUUGGAGUACUGCAAGCCGCACGAUCAAGUUGCAAUUCUUCAGGAACUUCACCAAUGCUCGGCAAUGCUCAUUACUGAUCAAUACGGUAACUAUGUUACUCAGCACGUCAUUCAACACGGAAGGCCGGAUGAUCGAGCAAAGGUCAUCAAGAUUGUAACCGCACAGCUGUUGACACUUUCGAAGCACAAGUUUGCUUCCAAUGUCGUAGAGAAGAGCAUUCAAUACGGAACAGAUGAGCAGAGACGUGCAAUCGUGGCCCAAGUCACCUUGAUGCACAGCGACGGUACCAGUCCUUUGCAACUCAUGAUGAAAGAUCAGUAUGGAAAUUAUGUGAUUCAGAAACUUCUGUCUCAGCUCAAAGGCGUUGAUCGUGACAGAUUUGUGGAGGACUUGAAACCCCAAUUAGCAUUAUUGAAGAAGUACAACUACGGAAAGCAGAUUAUCGCCAUUGAAAAGGUGAUUCAAGAACGCCAGUCUCAGUCACAUCACUCUCCAACAUCAAUCGUUCCACCGACGAUGCCCAUCGAAAUCGACUCCAGUGCACCAACUCCCAUGCUCACGAACGGACAAAAUAGUCCACAAAGCAGCAGUCUUCCCAGCACAAAUGCCAGCACCAUUGAGGAUCCUACCGACGUAGCCGGCAAAUCCGAGGAGAAGCUCUGUCCAGAAGUCGUCAUCCACGGGUUGUGA
Messenger RNA from Cadophora gregata, 2766 nucleotides. It is a transcript of the gene PUF3, whose product is annotated as mRNA binding protein puf3. Gene Ontology annotation, cellular component: cytoplasm. NCBI's taxonomy places the organism in Eukaryota, Fungi, Ascomycota, Leotiomycetes, Helotiales, Ploettnerulaceae. Gene Ontology annotation, molecular function: mRNA 3'-UTR binding. The transcript is spliced from 6 exons. Bases 1 to 2766 code for a protein of 921 amino acids. Gene Ontology annotation, biological process: nuclear-transcribed mRNA catabolic process, deadenylation-dependent decay. The record is from RefSeq and is a predicted model, not a curated record.